GUUGGUUAGCAACUAUUCAGCUCAAAUUGCGGUGAAAUGGUGUCUCAGAGGUCAAAACUAAACCUCAUCAUGGUCGUCGGACUGUGCAUAGUCAAUAUAAAGUGGAUAACAUCGGAGAUCUUUCCGCUCAAUAUGACAUUUGAUGGAAGAGGAAAUGUUAGUAUCGAUUUUUUCAAGAUCAAUUUUACUUUGAACUACAAAGAACUCAACCUAACUAUUCAGGAUGUGGCCUGUACGUAUUGGGUUGCAUUUGGCACAAAGCUAACCGAAAAAGAAUUGCAGGAGAAAAGUGGACAGCGUAAAGGUUACAUAGAUUGUAAAAGUUGGCAUCCACCAAGCGGACAAAGCUACUAUAGAUUGUAACUGUGCAAAACACUACAGGAGCUGCAGUGAAAAUGUCCAGAUUACACUUCAUACCCAUUGUGUAACUGCAAAACAGUUUCAACUGUGCUUAUUGAAAUGCUCCACUUAGACCUUUGUGGAAUGAAUACGCUUCAUUUUCUCAAUAAUCAGUGGUCGCCUGUUUCUCUUCUUUCUGUAGAUUAAUUUCCCGACAAUAAAUCUUUAUUGAUAAAUUCUUUUUAUGUUAAUGAUAAGUGUGAAGUGUUCGCGUGUGCUGAUACAGUAACUGAAUGAUUGACUUCAUUGUAAACCGUGUCAUUCGUUCAUAUCGAGUUCGCUUUUGUUACGAGCAGACAUGAACAGUAUGGAACCGCUGAAUAGCAGAAGGAAUUCGACGUCCCCAACUAUAUUAAGUGAUCAAAUGCACAAUUUGUGGGUAUUACAGCAAAUUCGUUUUUGAUAAUAUAUUCACCAGUAAUCUCAAUCUAGACAUUUUAAUGGAAACAAAAUACAUAGUUCAGAGUAGAUACUGUUCAUGGUGAAGUCAUUUAUCCCUUUUAACCUGUAUCAUCAAAUUUAUGUACAAUUUUCUGGUCGAAUAGUUUGCUUUUCUUUGCUUGUUUCACGAUCCUGUAACUGAGUGGUUUGAGCUUCAGUAAUGUAAAGGAGACGACAGCAUAUAUCCUGAGGAAGGUUAUUCUACACCUUACAGAUUACUGAUGUUCUCGUUGUGACAAUUUCUCCGAUGUACGUUAACAUCACUUGAUGGGGGUUUAAUUAAAACCAACGGACUUGUAACAUUAACCAGUAUUUAUGACCAAUCGACCAAUCCACAUUCUCAUCACA
Trichobilharzia regenti is the source of this 1188-nucleotide messenger RNA. The record is from the annotation of a GenBank genome assembly. Lineage: Eukaryota; Metazoa; Platyhelminthes; Trematoda; Strigeidida; Schistosomatidae.